Molecule: messenger RNA, 4184 nt
Organism: Aspergillus calidoustus
Lineage: Eukaryota; Fungi; Ascomycota; Eurotiomycetes; Eurotiales; Aspergillaceae
Source: the annotation of a GenBank genome assembly
GAUAAGGCCGGGCGGCGGCAGCUCGGGAGCUGUCCUGUGUCCGCGGCUUGGCAAAACACUUGGCCCGACUUGACCACGACCCCGCGCUUCUCUCCACGGAGGACAACAUCAGGUGUCUCCGGUGUACGUGACGAGCUUUUUUGCACGUCUUGAAAUACCCAGGAUCCGCGUACCAGUCAAGAGCUAGCCCUAGUGGUUGUGCUAGGCAUUGUCAACUCGAGAUAUGCGGUGACCGACAGCUGUUAUAAGCAACCCUGGUCCGCCAUGGACGCCUAUCCCCAACAUUACGUCGCGCACAACCUUCCAUUUGUUCUGCUUUCCGGCCUUGAAACCCACGAGUCACCAGGAGAUCCGAAGACGGAGGAGAUAGCCUAUCCUUUGCUGAAAGAGAAUGGGUUCACGAUAGAGUCGGAUUUUCCACCCCUGGACGGGUCAAGUGCAGAGGAAUUGCGGAGUUUGUUCCUCAAUGAGAAUGCGUCACGGAAUCCUUGGGAUCCUUGGGAUCCUUGGGAUCAUCUAGGGGCCGAUAGCUCAAAGGUUAAAUACAAAAUAAAGUCUGUUGGGCGGACUUCCGCCACGAAAGGCGAACCCACCUCCUACCUCCCCGCCCGCGAGCCCGACAGAUGAUCGAAACCAUGACAUACAACAUGGGGCUUCGGUCAUCCUCCAUUCGCCCAUCUCCCCGUUGACGCCUAGCUCACCGACGUUUCCGGACGGUAUAAUGACGCCUCUAUGGACCGCAAAGCACCAAGACCUCGUUCCGGCCGCGGUAGUCAAUUUCUAUCCCUUUUGCCUGGACCCAAACAUGAGCUCUUUGCGUGACAAUCAAUUGAAGAUCGAAAUCAAUGGACUCAAGAAACAAUGGUCGGACUCCGGCUAUAAAACUCGAUUUGUUGUCGUUCUCUUGUCGGACCAAGUCCAAGGUCCGGACUUAGGAGACGUAGAUGAUCGGAUAAUGGGCAUUCGAAGAUCAACCAAUUUGGAUCAGAAAUCGAUAUUCUUGCUUCCACCCGACGUGACUCUGGAAGAGCUGAGAGAGUUUACAAAGUCACUUUUGUCCGUCUUGCAUCCAUCACUGAUGGAGUACUAUCGUGAUUUAUCCAAGCACGCCCGGAGGAAAAGGAAUAGGAGCAGUAUCCCACCCCCGACGGCACCUCCAACGAGCACAUCUCAAACGCUGUCUCUCCAAGGGUGGAAUACCCGCUACGAAUUCAAAAUGGGGAUUUUUGCGGAAUUUCGGCGGGAGAUAGACGCCGCCCUCAAAAACUACGUGAAUGCUUACGAGACUUUAUUCGGACAAGAGGUUUUUGAGAACAUUGCCGGAUGGGAUCCCAAAUUUAAUGACGCCCGCCUCCUAGCUGAUGCGCUUGCCAUACGGAUAAUCCGCUACCUACUGCUUACCGGACAAACGACUUCUGCAGUAAGAUUCUGGGUAAAUCACCGAAGAUGCUCCCAGGAUAUUGUCAACAGGCGAGGGAAAGGCACGAGAAAUUAUGGGUGGGAAGCUUGGGAGGGUAGAUGGUCGACCGUGAUGGCUCAACUCGUUCAUCAAGCGGAGGUCCCUCAUUUGACGUCUGUAGGAAUCUCGCAAGCUCAAUUCAACGAGCACAAUUCCAUCUUCGUUCCGCGCGAAAAGACCUCCCUUCCAGGAAACGAGGUAGCGCCGUGGGAGCAACUUCACCAUGAGGGUUAUUGGCUGUAUCGUUCAGCUAAACACACAAUGUACCGGAGAACUUUAGCGGAGCAGAUCCCGCCAGAAGACUGCACACCGCCAGGUCAAUCCCCUGCGUCUCAAAUAGCUAGUAAAGCUUACCUUUACGACACAUACCUUGCACCGGAAACCCACCUCGAGGCACCGCAGUCAGGGACGGGUGGAUUCGAUCACUCCUCACUGAUUCUAAGUACACUCAACGCGGCAUUGAGCGAGUUCUCGAAGCGGAGUCAAGUACGGAUGACGGAGAGCCUCACUUUGGAGAUUGCUGAAGAAUACAUGCGACUAGGUUCUUGGCAAGAGGCUUAUAAUAUUCUUCGUCCACUCUGGACGACCCUGACCUGGCGUCGUUCUGGAUGGUGGGGGCUUAUGGAGAAGUUUGCCUGGGCCUUGAGAGGGAGUGCUGCACAUAUCGGAGAUUGCGAAGCAGUUUUACGUGUUGAUUGGGAAUUGUUAAGUUGCGCAUUUACACCUCGAUCUGGGUGGAAAUACGACAUUCACCAGAGCCUCGCAUCCAUUCCAUCAACAAUGCCAAAACCAUCUAUUGUGGUCAAGGCGGAGGAUGUCGUACCAACUAUCACCGCAACAUUUAUCUUUCAGAAAGCCGAGGGAAACGUCGGUGAGCCUUUGCAUGGCCAACUAAUAUUGUCAUCCUGUACUCAACAACCGUCUGCUCCAAUCAAGUUUGCAGAGCUCAAACUUGCCUUUGAAGGCUGUCUACGGCCGAUUCGUUUGCAAUCAGAUGAGAAUGAAGAUGCCGAUACAAUCACCCGCUGCGUCAUAUCGUCGCCUUCUCUGCGUGAUCCGAGUGUUCUAUCUGACUCCUCGGUCCUUCAAUCGCCCACUAGUGGAUUAGCUGCACUUACAGGUAUUGCAGAUCUAACUCUGGGGCCUUCCCAGACCAAAAUAUACAACCUGACGUGUAUUCCCCGAGAAGCUGGAGAGUGCCGCGUGGCUUCAGUGGCUCUUUUAAUCGAGGAAGAGAAAUUCGAUCUUACUUAUGCCAUCUCAGAUACUGUCCAGCACGAAGCUUUCUGGUGGCAGCAAAACCCAAAGGGUGCAGUUCGAAGAAGAAUUGGCAAAGGGCGUGAUAUCAAUCGCUGCAAAAUUCUACCAAAGCCACCCAAGAUACGAAUCACUGUUCCAAAUAUCAGAAACACCUACUACACGAGCGAGCGUAUCGUUCUUGAACUCGUGGUCCAUAAUGAAGAAGACGAGGCUGCCGAUGUUCUUGCUGAAUCGAGGCUCUUUGGCCGCCCUGGUUCUACGGCGAAGAUUGCGUGGCUGGAAGAUGAAAACUCUUCAGAGGCAUCUUUGAAAUCUGGGUCGAGUACCCCAGUAGGGGACGUGUCCCACUUUAUAAAAAAGCCAGUUGGGGUCAUGGAAAGCUCUUCCCACCGUGAACUGGCGAUUGUCCUUGCCAAUACCGAGGAGAGCUUCGAGUAUGAGCUGGAAAUAUCUGCAGUGUAUAACCUCGUCUCAGAUGUCCAAACGCCAAUAAUCGCCACUACACGGUUGACUGUCUCUAUCGUUCGGCCAUUUGAAGCGAAUUAUGAAUUCCUUGCACGCCUUCACCCAGACCCGUGGCCAGAUUUUUUUACAGUUGACGAUGACUUGAUUGGACCGCCAGAAACUGCAAAACCCGGAGGGUUGGCCCAAAAAUGGUGUCUUGACACGAAAGUGGUUUCAUUCGCCCGCGAGCCUCUGGUCAUUGAGCAAAUGUCUCUUGUGCUGCUGAAUCUGAGCGGAGGGGCCACUUCUCAGAUUGGCUCCGAGGUUCUUGUCAGCCCAGAAGCGUCAGUGAUUGGCCCCGAAGAACUCCGUCAAUCGAACUUUACCCUGGAUAUCCAGAAGAGCGUCCUAGGCGAUCGACGCCCCACGUCAGUAAACCUCGCACUGGAGAUCCAAUGGCGGAGGAGUGAGACUGGUGGAAGCACGACGACGACGACACUCGCGAUUCCGCGGUUUGUCAUACCUGCCGGCGAGCCUCGCGUUCUCGCUUCCGCCAUGCCCUCUAAUAAGCUUCCUGGAUUAAUACACAUGGAGUAUACACUGGAAAAUCCGUCGCUGCAUUUUCUCACAUUCAACUUGACCAUGGAAGGCAGCGAGCAUUUUGCUUUCAGCGGCCCGAAGGCAAUGGUGGUUCAAUUAGCCCCCGUAAGCCGCCACACGGUCCGAUACAACUUGAUGGCCUACAAGCGAGGCCUCUGGAUACAGCCGCAGCUCCUUGUGGUGGAUGCAUACUUUAACAAGACGCUGCGAGUGCUUCCUACGGAGGAGAUGCGAUCAGAUAAGAAGGGAAUUCUGGCAUGGGUUGAUGUGGACGAAUAGAUCUCAACGUCUACUAGCUUAAUGAUAUAGAGGGUACGCAUACUAAAACUGAUGAGGAUGAAAUAUGCAUGGACAAAAAUCACGUGGUAUAACUUAUCCUUAUCAUGCAAUUCACAAGCGGACUAGCGCCAGCGAUCGGAAG